AGCCAUCAAUCGAAUCUAUUACAACAGUCAAUCGCCGACUUUCACCAUUUAUAUCCGUUACGAAGCCGAAAAGACCCGUAAAAACGACCAAUAACAGAGGGCAAUUUCCUUUUUUUUCCAAUAUAGGUAUAUUAAAUUAAUGCAACGGAGAAGAUCCCAAUUUUGUCAUCUUGAAAUUUCCUAAUCUCUUUACCUCAUUUACGAGCGUAGACUCGGUUCACAACAACAAGAAAAGAAAAAAAAAAACCCACUCUCGGAUCAUCCAUCAUCAAGGAAAAAAAAGGCUGCAGUAGAGAGAGAAAGAGAGGGUAAUUUUAGACAGAGAAAGUCCGUUUGUUGCUGUAAUGGCGGAAGGAGAGAGCGUCAAAUUGUUCGUAGGGCAAGUGCCGAAGAGCAUGACUGAAACUCAGCUCCUUGUUAUGUUCAAAGAGUUUGCGCAAGUGGACGAAGUCAACAUAAUCAAAGACAAGACCACCCGUGCUUCUCGAGGGUGUUGUUUUGUGAUAUGCCCGUCGAGAGAGGAAGCCGACAAGGCGGUUAAUGCGUGUCAUAACAAGAAGACGCUGACCGGGGCAUCUAGCCCGUUGCAAGUGAAGUAUGCUGACGGCGAGUUGGAAAGGCUAGAGCACAAACUCUUUGUCGGUAUGCUUCCAAAAAAUGUGUCCGAUGCUGAGGUCUCUGAUGUAUUUUCGGAAUAUGGAACCGUAAAAGACUUGCAACUUCUUAGAGGCUACGAGCAAAGUAGCAAAGGUUGUGCUUUUCUGAAGUUUGAGACCAAAGAGCAAGCACUUGUGGCUAUAGAAGCCCUCAACGGCAAGCAUAAGAUGGAAGGUUCGACUGUUCCUUUGGUGGUCAAGUGGGCUGAUACAGAAAAAGAAAAACAAGCUCGACUAGCUCAGAAAGCUCUGCCGUUAGCAUCUAAUGUACCAAACACUGAUUCCCGGGGGCAUUCAUCUAUGUUUGGUGCUUUACCAAUGGGUUAUAUGCCUCCAUAUAAUGGAUUCGGUUAUCAGACUCCGAGGACUUACGGACUCGUGCAUUAUCGGCCACCACCGUUUCAGAAUCAACACACGUUUCACAAUCUGGUUCCACCUUUAAACCAAGGAAGUGCUAUGCGUGGUGUCGCACCAAGAAAUUAUGCCAUGUCACCCACUAGUUAUGUAGGAUAUCCUUAUCCAGCAUUGCCCGGCAUUCAGUUUCCCACGAAUUAUCCUGGUGGAAUUAUUAAUAACCGUCCAUAUGUGGGUUCUUCCGGUUCUAUUUCCCCUUCUACUGCAAAUACCCAUUCCGCAGCAUCUUCGAGUGUCAACACAAGUUCUAGGGGCCAGAUUGAAGGUCCAUCAGGAGCCAAUUUGUUUAUUUACCACAUUCCUCAAGAAUUUGGCGAUGAAGAGCUUGCAAAUGCGUUUCAGCGUUUCGGUAGGGUAUUGAGCGCCAAGGUUUUUAUCGACAAAGCAACUGGCUCCAGCAAAUGUUUUGGAUUCGUAAGUUACGAUUCACCAGUGGCAGCUCAGAACGCGAUUAGCUUGAUGAACGGCUUUCAGUUGGGUGGGAAAAAACUGAAGGUUCAACUUAAAAGAGAGAACAAGCAAAACAAACCUUAUUUACUUUAAGGUAAGUGAUCGACGAAAGUAAAACUCGUAAGCAUGAUUGGUUACACUACACGAGAGCGCUCAACUGUGGAAAAUUACUGCAUCUUGAGUGAACGGCGGGGGUGGAUGUGUAAUAUUCCGUCCUUCCAGAUUAAAGUCCUAGAAACUUGUAAUUAUUCAUUCAUGACUUUGCCACUGUACUUGUAGUUUGUAACAUGGAUACAGUCUGGAGAUUAAUCAUUAGUUUUAUUGAUUUUUAUUUGU
Erythranthe guttata (spotted monkey flower) is the source of this 1856-nucleotide messenger RNA. It is a transcript of the gene RBP-DR1, whose product is annotated as RNA-binding protein-defense related 1. Gene Ontology annotation, molecular function: RNA binding. The record is from RefSeq and is a predicted model, not a curated record. NCBI's taxonomy places the organism in Eukaryota, Viridiplantae, Streptophyta, Magnoliopsida, Lamiales, Phrymaceae. Gene Ontology annotation, cellular component: ribonucleoprotein complex.